GGAUGGCGGUGGGAAGGACUUGACAAGGAAAGCGUAGCCAUGGGACUGUUUGUGCAUCUCUGACUUUGCUGCUCUGUAAGAAAUGAAAGGCAUCCUUUGUCCUUUCAUCUCCACAGGACUACCUUUCUCAGGCCCUCCCCUCAGUUGCCAAAAACUUCAAACCUUAGCAAAUCUGGGAUGUUUGGCAGCGUUUUCUUUUGUGCUUUAGUGAGUAGUGAAGACUUUUUGAUGUGUAACUAGCGUGGUGCUUCAGCUUCCUCCCUGCCGAUGGCCGCUGAAGCGUGUGCUCUCCUUAACGCCCUCCUCUCACCUGGUUCGAGCACGUCAGCAUGCUGGUCAUCCUCCUGAACUGCGUCACCCUGGGCAUGUUCCAGCCCUGCGAGGACGUGGAGUGCCAGUCGGAGCGGUGCACCAUCCUGGAGGCAUUUGACGACUUCAUUUUCGCUUUCUUUGCGGUGGAGAUGGUCAUCAAGAUGGUGGCUCUGGGGAUCUUCGGGCAGAAGUGUUACCUUGGAGAUACGUGGAAUCGCCUGGACUUCUUCAUCGUGAUGGCGGGCAUGAUGGAGUAUUCUCUGGACGGACACAACGUGAGCUUGUCUGCGAUCCGCACCGUCCGGGUACUUCGGCCGCUACGAGCCAUUAACAGGGUCCCAAGUAUGCGAAUACUCGUCACCCUGCUGUUAGAUACUCUGCCUAUGUUAGGCAACGUCCUCCUCUUGUGCUUCUUUGUCUUCUUCAUCUUUGGGAUUGUCGGUGUGCAGCUCUGGGCAGGGCUGCUGAGAAACAGGUGUUUUCUAGACAGGAAUUUUGCAAUGACAUACAACCUUACCUUCCUGCAUCCGUACUACCGGACAGACGAAGCAGAGGAGAAUCCGUUCAUCUGCUCAUCGCAUCGUGAAAACGGCAUGCAGAAAUGCUCCAACAUCCCAAACAGAAAGGAGUACAAGGUGGAGUGCACCUUGAGCAUGGACUCCUACGCCCCAAGUUUGUACAACCCUGACUUCAGCAGCAGGAAUGCCUGCAUAAACUGGAACCAGUAUUACAACGUGUGCAUGGCAGGGGAUGUGAACCCACACAACGGAGCUAUCAAUUUUGAUAAUAUUGGAUAUGCCUGGAUAGCUAUUUUUCAGGUUAUAACCCUGGAAGGAUGGGUUGACAUCAUGUAUUAUGUGAUGGAUGCACAUUCUUUUUACAAUUUUAUAUAUUUUAUAUUGCUUAUAAUAGUUGGUUCCUUCUUCAUGAUUAACUUGUGCCUGGUUGUGAUAGCAACACAGUUUUCUGAAACAAAGCAGCGGGAGAACCAGCUGAUGCAGGAGCAGCGGGCCCGUUAUCUCUCCAACGACAGCACAAUUGCCAGCUUCUCGGAGCCAGGUAGUUGCUACGAGGAGUUGCUCAAGUACAUCUGCCACAUCUUCAGGAAGGUGAAACGGCGGACAAUACGCCUGUACAAUAACUGGCAGAGUAAGCGCCGGAAAAAAGUUAACCCAAACAGCACCACAAAUGGGCAAAGCCACCGAGGCAAAAAGCGCAUCACCUCCAUACACCACCUCAUCCACCAUCACCACCACCACCACCACCACCACUAUCACAUCAGCAAUGGAAGUCCUCGGGGACCAUGUUCCAACCCUGAGAUCUGCGACCUGGAACUCAAGGUCAUGAAACCUGGAAGCCAAUUGAUGCUUCCUUCUCCAUCACCCAACUUGCAGAGCCCUGCUCCUCCUCCGGAUUCGGAGUCUGUGCACAGCAUUUACCAUGCAGACUGUCAUGUCGAAGGACCACAAGUGAACUGUAAGUCUUCCAAUGCCCCUGCAAGCAUUAAACUGACUGCCGGACUCUCCAACCAUGGCAACAUGAACUAUCCUACCAUCCUGCCCUCCCCAACUAGCAAAGCCAGUUCUGUUCCGGUUCCCAAAGGAAAGAAGAAUGGCAAUUCACCUGUGGCUGUGGUUAAUAGUCCUGUAAAUUUGGGCACAGAUUCUUAUGGGAAGCUGCAGCAACUGGUGGGAGAGCAUGGUCUGCGGCGGACGCCCAGCCGGCUGUCGGGGCUGAGCGCGGCGUGCCCGCUACCCAGCCCGCCGGGCGGCACGCUGACCUGCGAGCUGCAGGACUGUCCCUUCUGCGCCAGCCUCCUGGAGGACCCCGAGUUCGCCUUCAGCGAGUCCGACAGCUGCGACUCUGACAGCAACGGUGUCUACGAGUUCACCCAGGACCUGCGGCACGGCGACCACAGAGACCAGCUCCAGCAGCAGCGGGGCAGGAGGAGGAGGAAGAAGAAAAAACCCAAGGAGAGGAACAAGGUCGCCCGCCUGUGGAAGGCUUUUGGCAGCAAGCUGAAGAGGAUCGUGGAGAGCAAGUACUUCAACCGAGGGAUUAUGAUAGCCAUUCUCAUCAACACGCUGAGCAUGGGCAUCGAGUACCAUGAGCAGCCGGACGAGUUGACCAACGCCUUGGAGAUCAGUAACAUCGUCUUCACAAGCAUGUUUGCGCUGGAGAUGCUCCUGAAACUCCUUGCCUUUGGCCUCUUCGGCUACAUCAAGAACCCCUACAACAUCUUUGAUGGGAUCAUAGUUGUCAUCAGCGUCUGGGAGAUCAUCGGCCAGUCAGAUGGAGGCCUCUCUGUGCUACGAACUUUUCGGCUGCUUCGGGUGCUGAAACUGGUGCGUUUCAUGCCCGCCCUCCGUCGCCAGCUCGUGGUCCUGAUGAAGACAAUGGACAAUGUAGCCACCUUUUGCAUGUUGCUCAUGCUCUUCAUCUUUAUCUUCAGCAUUCUCGGCAUGCAUCUUUUUGGAUGCAAGUUCAGCCUGAAAACUGAUACGGGAGACACAGUUCCAGAUAGAAAGAAUUUUGAUUCCUUACUUUGGGCCAUUGUGACCGUAUUUCAGAUCCUCACUCAAGAGGACUGGAACGUGGUCCUGUACAAUGGGAUGGCAUCUACAUCCUCAUGGGCAGCACUCUACUUUGUGGCCCUGAUGACCUUCGGCAAUUAUGUGCUCUUCAACCUUCUUGUUGCCAUUCUGGUAGAAGGCUUCCAGGCAGAGGGUGAUGCCAAUAGGUCAGACACAGAUGAGGACAAGACAUCUGCCAACUUCGAUGAUGAUUUUGAGAAGUUAAAAGACCUCCGAGCAACAGAGAUGAAGAUGUACUCGCUCGCCGUCACCCCAAACGGACACCUGGAGGGCAGGGGAAGCAUGCCGCCUCCUAUAAUCAUGCGCACCGCUGCCACACCAAUGCCCACACCGAAGUGUUCCCCACACAUGGAUUCAGUGCACACUUUUGUGGACUCGAGGAGAGGAAGUAAUGCUUCGCUAGACCCCUUGAGCUACGAUCAGAAGUCCUUGUCCAGCCUCCGCAGUUCCCCUUGCGCCAACUGGGGCACCAGCAGCAACUGGGGCAGCCGACGCUCAAGCUGGAAUAGCCUGGGCAGAGCCCCAAGCCUCAAGAAGAAGAACCAGUCAGGAGAAAGAGAGUCCUUGCUCUCUGGGGAGGGGAAAGGCAGCACAGACGAUGACUCCGAUGAUGCCAAGUCCAGCACGGUCAGCAGGCCCUCGCUGCACCGGCGGGCAGAGUCCCUGGACUACCGAAGCUCCCUGGACCUGCCUGAGCUGCUCCAGCUGCCCACCAUGCGCCACUCGCUCAGUAUCAGCCCCAUGGCCGUUCUGCCUGCCGAGUACCAAGACUGCAACGGCAAGAUGGUUCACGUCCCCAGCGAGUUCUUCCUGCGUGUCGACGGCCACAAGGAUGAUGCCAUGGACUAUGAGGAUGACAUGGAGGAUAGUUACUGCUACCGAAUUCGUAAAGUCCUGGAGCCCUACAAACCACAGUGGUGCAAGAGUCAUGAAGACUGGUCCCUCUACUUGUUUUCCCCACAGAAUCGGUUCCGAGCGAUGUGCCAGAAGGUCAUUGCCCACAAAAUGUUUGAUCAUGUGGUGCUGGUCUUCAUAUUUCUCAACUGCAUCACUAUAGCACUGGAGCGACCAGAUAUAGACCCACACAGCACGGAAAGGAUAUUCCUAAGUGUUUCUAAUUACAUCUUCACUGCAAUCUUUGUGGCUGAAAUGAUGGUUAAGGUGGUAGCUCUUGGCUUUUUCUCUGGGGAGAACACCUAUCUGCAGAGCAGCUGGAACGUCCUGGAUGGAGUCCUGGUCUUUGUAUCUAUCAUUGACAUUAUUGUCUCCAUGGCAUCGGCAGGUGGAGCUAAGAUCCUGGGUGUCCUUCGUGUUUUGAGACUUCUGCGGACCUUGAGACCUCUCCGAGUCAUCAGCAGAGCCCCAGGUCUGAAGCUGGUGGUAGAAACCUUAAUCUCCUCCUUGAGGCCUAUUGGGAAUAUUGUUCUCAUCUGCUGUGCUUUCUUCAUUAUCUUUGGGAUUUUAGGGGUCCAGCUUUUUAAAGGCAAGUUCUACUACUGUGAUGGUCCUGACGUAAAAAACAUCACUACGAAGACUGACUGCACUAACGCACACUACAGAUGGGUUCGUCGGAAGUACAAUUUUGACAAUUUGGGACAGGCCCUCAUGUCCUUGUUUGUUCUGUCGUCCAAGGAUGGCUGGGUGAACAUCAUGUACGAUGGUUUGGAUGCCGUGGGUAUUGACCAACAGCCCAUCCAGAACCAUAACCCUUGGAUGCUUCUCUACUUCAUCUCCUUCCUGCUCAUCGUCAGCUUCUUCGUGCUCAACAUGUUUGUGGGGGUGGUGGUGGAGAACUUUCACAAGUGCCGACAGCACCAGGAGGCGGAGGAGGCCCGGCGUCGGGAGGAGAAGCGGCUGAGACGCUUGGAGAAAAAGCGCAGGAGUAAGGAGAUAUACCUGUCUGAAGCCCAACGCAGGCCUUACUACGCUGACUACUCCCCAGCACGGAAGUACAUUCACACCCUCUGCACCAGCCACUAUCUCGACCUCUUCAUCACAUUCAUCAUUGGGGUCAAUGUCAUCACUAUGUCAAUGGAGCACUACAACCAGCCAAAGUCCCUGGAUGAAGCCCUGAAGUACUGCAACUAUGUGUUCACCAUAGUUUUUGUGUUCGAGGCAGUUCUGAAGUUGGUGGCAUUUGGUUUUCGAAGGUUCUUUAAGGACAGGUGGAAUCAGCUGGAUUUGGCGAUAGUUCUCUUAUCGAUUGUGGGAAUCACGCUGGAGGAAAUUGAGAUGAACGCUGCAUUGCCCAUCAAUCCCACAAUAAUACGCAUCAUGCGGGUGCUGAGAAUAGCAAGAGUGCUGAAACUGCUUAAAAUGGCCACCGGGAUGCGAGCUCUCCUGGACACAGUGGUACAAGCACUUCCCCAGGUAGGGAACCUUGGCCUACUUUUUAUGCUCCUGUUUUUUAUCUAUGCUGCCCUGGGAGUGGAAUUGUUUGGCAAGCUAGACUGCAGUGAAGAAAAUCCUUGUGAAGGUCUGAGCCGGCACGCAACUUUCACCAACUUUGGCAUGGCCUUUCUCACCCUCUUCAGGGUGUCGACAGGGGACAACUGGAAUGGUAUCAUGAAGGACACUCUCCGGGAAUGCACUCGGGAAGACAAGCACUGCCUCAGUUACCUGCCUGUUAUUUCUCCUGUCUACUUCGUCACCUUCGUCCUCAUCGCACAGUUCGUCCUAGUCAACGUAGUGGUAGCAGUGCUGAUGAAGCACUUGGAGGAGAGCAACAAGGAGGCCAAGGAGGAUGCUGAGAUGGAUGCUGAGAUUGAGUUGGAGAUGUCCAGAGGAGGAACCACCUCAGCCACCAGUGGGAGCAGGGGAGGUGCAGUGGCCCCGGAGAGCAGGGCACCCUACAGAAGUCAGGAGACCGUGAAGUCAGAGCCAGCGGUGCAGGUGAAGCACCAAGCCCUGGGCGGCGCAGCCCCUCUGAGGCCACAGGACUCUCAAAACCUGCUGACAGUCCGCAAGAUCUCCGUUUCCCGUAUGCACUCCCUGCCCAACGACAGCUACAUGUUCAGGCCGGUGAUGCCAGCGAAAGCCCCUUUCCCCCUCCAUGAGGUGGAGAUGGAAACGUAUCCCUGCAAAUCCCAAAGAGGGUCCAUCACCUCCAUCCGCUCCCAGCCCGUGGGAACGUGUUCCUCUCUGAGAGUCCCAGCGGAGUCCCUCCAGCUGGCAGUCCGUUCUCCCAACCACGAAGGCCGCCACCACUGGAAGAUCCUUCCCCCCCAUGUCACACCUCGAUCUCCUACUCUCAACAAGCUGCUGUGCAGACAGGAGGCCAUUCGAACAGACUCCGUGGAGGGGCAGACUCCGGACCGCAAGGACAGCCUGCAAGCAGAGCUUGGAGAGGCGCUACCGUCAGCAAAGCAGCCCCAGAGCACCUUCACCCCCAGCCCACUCCAUCCCACAGCUGCCUCCCUCCCGGGCACCCCCCCACGCUCCCCCCCAUCCUCCCCGCAUCGGCACCCCAGCACCCUCACGCGGAAGCACACCUGCGGCCAGCACGGCGUCCCCAGCCGUCCGCCCAGCGCCGGCGGCAGCCCUCCCAACCCCGAGGGCUGCCUCUUCGAGUCCUCCGACCUGGCUGAUGAGGAGGUUCGCCACAUCAACAGCUCGGCCAAAGACUGGGGAGGGGAGCACUCGGACGCUGGGAGCCGCUCGACUUCGCCGUUCAUCUCCCCGGCCCCGUCUCCAGUGCCCCUCAAGAACUGCAGCACAACCAGCCUCUCCGGAGGCAGCAGCAAGGAGAAGGACUUGAAGAAGUUUUACAGCAUCGAUACAAAGGGCUUCCUCAACAAGCCCAGCUGGGCAGAUGACCAAAGGCGGCACUCCAUUGAGAUCUGCCCCUCCAUCAGCGAUGGGGACUGUAGCUUUGAGGACCCUGCCGCGGAAAAGCAGCGGUCCUCUGCCCACAUCCAGAUGGAGUCCGAGUACAUCCAUGGAGCCCGGAGGAAGAAGAAGAUGAGCCCGCCCUGCAUUUCUAUAGAUCCUCCCAUGGAGGACGACGGCGGGGCGGCCUCACGCACCAAACCCUCUGAGAACAGCAUGCUGCGGCGAAGGACCCCAUCCUGCGAGUUCCCAGCUUACAGAGAGUCCCUGGAGCUCGCAGAGAGCCAGCCCGGGGAGCCGGCCUCCAAAGCGGAGCGCCGGGGCCAGCCGCCAUGCCGCGGGGAGCACCUGACCAUCCCCAACUUCUCCUUCGAGCAGUCGGACGGCAGCUCCUUGAGCAGCCUCUCGGAUCUCCUCCUGGACAGCGGUCAGUCCACGCCGGCCUCCGCGGACUCCCGGGCAGAGCCCGCCGCCCCCGAACUGAAAAAGCCGGAUCACUUAAAAACUCAGUGGAGCAACACCGAGAAAAGCAAAGAGCUCCUGGGCAUUGCUAAGAGCCCCCUCCAGAAGCAGGACUUGGUCCCGGUGACUGUCGCAACAGAAGACGACGUAGAUGACCCAGUAUAGCUUUCUGGGAGGGGGGAGCGGGGGGGUCUCAAGGGCUUGACACCAAUGUGGGUUCCCAAACCGAAGGGACUGAGCGGCCACGGGUACGCGGGUGGCUGCGCUCUUGGGUUUGUUUUUUUUUUUCCUUUUCCUUUCUCGCAGUCACUUGUUCUUAAGCGCUGUGGAGGUUUGCAAAAAAAAAACCACAAAAAAGAAAAAAAAAAAAAAAAAAAAAAGAAAGAAAAUGAAGAGGAAAACAAAGAAAUGGCUGGAUGAAACGGUGACGGGUUUGGGGUGGGGGGAGCGGAUUUGCAAAGCGGUUUGGGGGGUUUCUUUUCUAAAGGGAAGGUGGAGUCUGUUCAGGGGGUCGCUUUGUUCCUCCCACCCUCCUCCGUGGCCUCAAUCACAUUGAUUCGCGUUCGAGGUGGUGGCGGUUGGGAUUUGGGGGAUUCUCUUUGGGUUUUGCUGUUUUGUUGGUUUUGUUUCUUUUUUUAAAAGACGCUCAACUUUUAACAAGGCACCUUUUAGAAAUGUCACGUUCCGCGGGAGUGCCCAGGAGAUGGGAGCUGUACAUUGUCUGUAUAUCAGCCGUUAUAUAAAUAGAAAUAAUGUAUUUGUGAGAUACAAAACAAGGAAAAAAAAAAAAAGACAAAAAAAAAAUGUACCCACAAAAACUCUCUCUUCAUAAUGCACAUAUUUUUAUAGAGAAACGAUACUGUUUUUUGCAUUACAUGUGACUCCGCAACUGGGUGGUGUUUCCUUGGGUUUUAUGUGGAACUAAUUAUCACGGCCAUUCGUUUUCCAAAUGUUCCUCUUCUUUCUCCGCUUUCCUUAUUUUUUUCUCCUCCUUCCCUCCACCGCCAUCCCACCAGCUUCUUUUCACAGCUGACGCUUUAGACGUCUCGCUCAUUUUUCUUUCGUACUUUAGAGGUUGUCCUAACUACAGAGAGAAAAAAAAACCAAAUCACUACUGAAUUGUAGCCAGUGCAAUAAUAAGUUAUUCAUUCUUCUUGUCUGUACUGUUGCUUUCGGGUUUUUUUUCCUUUUUUUAACUGAAAUUCAGGUUAAAUGUCGCAAUAAUCUGAACUAACGUGCACAAACACGUUUUUCUUGUGUUACAAAGAAAAAAAAAGAAAAAAAGGAAAAAGUUAAACUUACAGAAAGAUAAAAAAGCAAAACAAAUAAAUAGUAAAUUAUUUAAGAAAUGUAUUUUGUUUACUGCAGUGCAAAGUAAAUUAUUGAUACAGUAUGUAAAGGUAUAAAAAGCUGUCUUAGGUGAUGCUCUUUGUGAGCGUUUAAGCUAACGGUUUCUCCUCAUCGCAGCAGAACGCCUUCGGACCCUCGGCGGUCGCCGCAACCGUCCCGUUUGCACUCUUUCUGUCGGUCUUCCCUCCGCACCCCCUGCACCCGCACGUGGACGCCUUCGCCUCCCACGGCCCUUGCGGCGCCGGCUCCGCUUGAGAAGCCUCUAGAGGAUUUCAGGUCACCUGUCAACACCGCUUUCUUUUGGGUGUUUUUUUUUCUUUUUUUUUUUUUUUUUGCAGUUUUGGGGUUGAUUUUUAUUUUUUAGCCUCCCGUCCCCGCCCCCUCCCUACCCCUCAUCCAGGCCCUCUCACCGUGGGACAGCUUCGCCAUGGAAAGCUGCUGCUACAUUAGAGCAGCGACGAGCCCGGCGCGAGGACGCGCCGUCAGCCCCAGCGCCCGGCAGCGGCAGCGAAAAGACAUACAAGGGAAAAAGAAAAAGAUCAAGAGAAUCGGUUUUGUUUGGUUCGUUCCAUGCCGCCUCAUAUUUAUGCAUUCACAUAUAUCUUCUGUUAUUUAUGCAUUCAUUACUCAAAAGGAAAUGUAUCUUGUUUCACAUGUAUUAAACUGUAUAAACUGGAAGCGU
This is a messenger RNA of Phalacrocorax carbo (great cormorant), 9228 nucleotides long. Lineage: Eukaryota; Metazoa; Chordata; Aves; Suliformes; Phalacrocoracidae. The record is from RefSeq and is a predicted model, not a curated record.